AUGACCUCAGAAAAGUUUGGACAUUACACUAGUUCUGUUUACUUACACAACUAUAUCAACUAUGAAAUGUCUUUGUCACAAAAAUCAAUAAGAAAUUCUGAGUCGACGUCCUCCACACAAGAGGCUGUGUGCAUGCUUGGUUUUGCCAGGCCCGCGGGAGACCGGACCGGGCAGCAGGUGCAGGCAGCAGGUGCGGGCCAUGAGAACCACUCCGCCUGGGGCCGGCCAGGGGCCAAGCAGGCGCUGAACCCGGGUGGGUCACUGGGGCAGGUACAGGUGCUGCUGCAAACGGGCCGCGUUUACAGAACUUCAAGGGCUUCCAGAAGGGGACGUGAGCUAGAAGGGGGAAGAGCAGGUACAGAUGCAGACGGAAGGCGAAGUUGCCAUUUUAACGGCAGUUCGUGUUACCGAGACUGGGACUCAGAAGUGGAGAAACGGCUUGGCAUCCCAUACCAAAUGUAUUUCCUACCCCUGCUUCAACUGGGUCCAGUAAAAAACGAGUCAAUGAACCUGAAUAGCCUCUCCAGACAAGCGCUGUGUGUGCUUGUUUUAAAGACUGAGAAAUGUCAAAGGCGUUGUCCCAGAGCACAGCCGAGCAGUAAGAGCGCCAAAGUGACUCCGCUGUACUUAUUCCUGGAGUCCAUGUGGACAGAUGAAACCUUGGAAGAUCUGCCUUGAACUUCUAGCGUUUCCUUCACAGUGCGUCUUCCAGAAACCUCCCUGGUGACAGACGGAAGCUGCCGCUGAGCUAAUACAAGUUAAUAUGAUAAUUCCGCCGAGUUUUUACAGACGCCUGACUGGAGAUGCCACCAGCCCCCACAUAGGCCGGCUGGGAAGAUGUUAUCAGCUCGUGUUACAAAGCCACCUCUCCUAAACCUGGAUCUAAGAGUUGUGGUGACAGGCUCGGUUUGUUUCUACUGCCUUGCUAGUCAUUGCUGACCUUAAAGCCCCUUGCAGAGAAUGGAAACCUGCCUAUCCUCCCCUGCUCUGCCCAACCGGAAACUGCCCCUCACAUUCAGCAUGGCCGCCCCUUAGGCUCUGGGCUUCCUGGGGACUUGCUGAAGGCCAUGGCUAGGCCUCCCUUGA
Messenger RNA from Tupaia belangeri chinensis (Chinese tree shrew), 1086 nucleotides. RefSeq lists its product as uncharacterized. The coding region runs from base 1 to 678 and encodes 225 amino acids. NCBI's taxonomy places the organism in Eukaryota, Metazoa, Chordata, Mammalia, Scandentia, Tupaiidae. The transcript has 3 exons. The record is from RefSeq and is a predicted model, not a curated record.